Messenger RNA from Gorilla gorilla gorilla (western lowland gorilla), 6785 nucleotides. RefSeq names its product visual system homeobox 1 (gene VSX1). Gene Ontology annotation, cellular component: nucleus. The record is from RefSeq and is a predicted model, not a curated record. The coding region runs from base 46 to 1143 and encodes 365 amino acids. Gene Ontology annotation, molecular function: DNA-binding transcription factor activity, RNA polymerase II-specific; transcription cis-regulatory region binding. Gene Ontology annotation, biological process: regulation of DNA-templated transcription; neuron development. The transcript is spliced from 7 exons. NCBI's taxonomy places the organism in Eukaryota, Metazoa, Chordata, Mammalia, Primates, Hominidae.
GCAAACGGGAUCCAGAGAGGCUCGCGCCUUGCUUGCUAAGGAACCAUGACCGGCCGGGACUCGCUUUCCGACGGGCGCACUAGCAGCAGGGCGCUGGUGCCUGGCAGUUCCCCUAGGGGCUCGCGCCCCCGGGGCUUCGCCAUCACGGACCUGCUGGGCUUGGAGGCCGAGCUGCCGGCGCCCGCUGGCCCAGGACAGGGAUCUGGCUGCGAGGGUCCGGCAGUCGCGCCGCGCCCGGGCCCGGGGCUUGACGGCUCCAGCCUGGCGCGUGGGGCCCUACCGCUGGGACUCGGCCUCCUCUGUGGCUUCGGCACGCAGCCGCCGGCGGCCGCUCGAGCGCCCUGCCUGCUCCUAGCCGACGUGCCGUUCCUGCCGCCCAGGGGCCCCGAGCCCGCUGCCCCGCUGGCUCCCAGCCGUCCUCCGCCUGCGCUCGGCCGCCAGAAGCGCAGCGAGAGCGUCUCCACGUCCGAUGAGGACAGCCAGUCUGAAGACAGGAAUGACCUAAAGGCAUCCCCCACCUCGGGCAAGAGGAAGAAGCGGCGGCACAGGACAGUUUUCACUGCUCACCAGCUGGAAGAGUUGGAGAAGGCGUUCAGCGAGGCCCACUACCCUGAUGUGUAUGCCCGAGAAAUGCUGGCUGUGAAAACUGAGCUCCCUGAAGACCGGAUACAGGUCUGGUUUCAAAACCGCAGGGCCAAAUGGCGCAAGCGGGAGAAGCGCUGGGGCGGCAGCAGCGUGAUGGCCGAGUACGGGCUGUACGGGGCCAUGGUGCGCCACUGCAUCCCGCUGCCGGACUCCGUGCUCAACUCCGCCGAGGGCGGCCUGCUGGGCUCCUGCGCGCCCUGGCUCCUGGGGAUGCAUAAAAAAUCCAUGGGGAUAAUAAGGAAGCCAGGAAGUGAAGAUAAGUUGGCAGGACUCUGGGGCUCUGACCACUUCAAAGAAGGUUCUAGCCAGAGUGUGUCAGGAUCACAGAGAGGCUCAGAUAAAGUGAGCCCUGAGAAUGGCUUGGAAGAUGUGGCUAUUGACCUCUCCAGCUCUGCCCGGCAGGAGACCAAGAAAGUGCACCCUGGGGCUGGUGCUCAAGGAGGCUCCAACUCCACGGCACUGGAGGGGCCCCAGCCAGGGAAGGUGGGAGCCAUAUGAGACCCACAGGUCCCACUGUCAAAGGCUGAAAAUGUGCAUAUUCCUCACUGGCAUUUUCCAAAAGACAAAAAUGGUCCAAGACAUAUACUCUCAGUUUGAUUUUCUUCUCACAAUGUCAAGAUAAAAUGCAAUGCCACUUGCUUUAAGAGGACAGAUGAGUGACCUAGGGAAAAUUCUAUUUCAUUCUAGAAUGGAAAUGGUUCCUUAAUGGCACUUUAACCAGUUAACUUGGUGCAAAACUUUUGAUUCUCUUUUGUAGCUUGAGCAGGGAGGAUCCGAAGUUCAAAAAUGAUUUCACUGCUGGGCAUCAUUUGAGAUGUGUGGUUCAAUGUACUGUAUAGAUGAAUAGGUUAGGUCUGAUGUCCUCAUUCUCAAUUAGGAAAUAUAAAAUGUCUAAUCUCCAGAAGAAUCUGAGAUCAUUAUAGUGAAGACUCCAUACAGACACAUGAAUGAAUUAUAUUGUCUUUACCUUGAACUUGGCCUUGGAUAUUUCAAUUUUCUUGUUAGGGAGUAAUUUUGUGUUUUCUUGAGUGUCACUUGAUAGGCUAUGCAUAUUGGAACUCAAACCCAUACUCUGGUCGUUUCUGCAUUUCCUUUAAAAAUAGCAUGGGAUCAUAUUUAAACAAUUGUUGGAUAGCUGGAAACAGUGUUUUUAGGUCAGACCAGGCUUUUGGUUUUUCAAAAUUUGUGAUUGAAAGCACUUUAGUGACUUGGAUUUUGUAAAUCUUUCCUUUCCUGCGUUUCCUUUGCCAUUUAUUUAUUCUUUAAAAAUAAACAUUUUGUGGUGUGUUUGCUUUUCAAGGCACUCCUCUAUUACACACUUGUACAUCUCCACUAUCUCUGAUCCCAGCCAGGAUCUCCCUUCACCCCUUCUCAACCUGGGGACAUGUGACACAUUUUAUUCUUCAGGCUGCAGCUCUUACCAUGUGUUGCUUUGUCAACUCCUCUGGGGCAGCAGCUGUGUCUGAUUCACUCUUUGGAGUUCAGAGGCCAGAGAGAUACCUUCUAGUUGAUGGGAAAAUAUGGUGCUUCCUGAAGAAGGAGGGGCAGUACGAGGAAAGUGUGGAACUGCUCAUCAUGAGGGCUUUCUCUGGGAACUGGCCCAGUGAUCUGUCAGGCUAGGCUUGGUGCUCCCAUCUCUGCAGGUGAGAAAACAGAAGCUCUCUCCCUUUGGCCUAUUUUUCUCAUCCUAUGCUAGUUCCAUACUCUUGGGAAAAUUAAACAUCACCAGUUCCUUUCUGUAGCAACAAAAAAUGAUAAGCCCUAUGUUCUUGUAUUAAUUCUGGCUAAUAGAUAUCAUAACUGAGGCCUGAGACUGCACCCAUAAUGAGCAGUUGGCAUGAACUCUAGAAGUUCUUCUGUCUUUCCUGUUUAGAGACGGCAGCCCUGGCUCCAGGCUCUGUAGCCACACAGGUUCUGCCUCCCAGAGGGUUGGUUCUCAACACAUUUCCUCAUGUUUACUCCUCGGUUGUUGCUUCCGUCCCUCUUCCUUAGCUUAUCCAGGAUUGAGUUUGGGAGAGGGAACCAGUAAGCUGUGCAACUUACAUACAUCAUCACACUUAGACAAUACGGGCAGCCACUAAAAUUGUAACAGUAAGGCUUAUUUAUUAAUGUGGAAUGAUGCUGACAAAAUUUUGCUGAGUAAAAAAAUCCCUAAAAAAGAAAAAAGAUAGAAAUAAACAAAUAUGUAAAGCAGAAUGAAAAUGAAAUGAAUAACCUUAACAACUGGUUCUGCAUACAAAAUAUACAAGUAGUGGACAAAUCUCUAUGUAAUAUUACAAAGGAAAAGGAGAAAAUAGGAAGUGGCACGAGAGAAAGGGGCUAGAAGCACUGAAGUAAAAAUGGAAGGAUGCUUUCUUAACAUAAGGAACUGUCUUCAAUAUGGCAGGUUAAUAUUUUAUAAUGUAUACAUACAUACACGUGUUUAUAUGUACGUAUAUAAGAGCAGAGUCUUUGAGGCGGCUUUGCCACCUCUAGCCAUGUGACCUUGGAUGAGUUUCACUACCUUUCUGAUCUCUUGGUUUUUCAACUGUAAAAUGGGGAUGACAGCAGAACACUCAUUUUUCUGAAGAUUAAAUGAGAUGACAUGAGUAAUAUACUUGGCUCAGUUUCUGGUGUAACUGAGGAAGGAGCAAAUUAAAUAUUAACUAUUAUUACUGUAAUUAUUGGCAUUUCUAUUAAUAUCAAAAAUCGAACGAGAAAGUUUGUUAUCAUUAUCAUUUUUUGACAAUAUGGGACAAACAAAAUAAAUCAUGGAAUAAUAGCUUGUUGGAAUGGUCUGCAACAACAACUCAAGGAGAACUCUACGAACACAGCAAAACGUCGCCCUAAGAGCAGGGCUCGGUGUGUCAUCGGGCUGCUCUCUCCCUGGCUGUGCAAGGACCAGGAGCUCAACUGGCCACGCCCCACAGAGGACCACCGCUGUCCUGUGUGACUAGAGUCUGGAGACGAGGACUUUGAGCCGCUCACGAACAUCAUCAGGAAUCCAGGACUCAAGCUUGUCCCUGCAAGGUCACUGGAGGUUCCUGAAGUCCAGACAUCACAGUGGAGACUACCUAUGGCCACAUUUCAUCAAGGAGUAAACCCCCACCUGCUAGCAGAACCUCUCUCACUCCUCAUUGGUCAGCACUGCAUGUCGCGCUCAGGCCUUAGCCAAUCAUCACCAGCCAGAGGGUGAGACAUUGGGCUGCAGAGAAAUGAAGUGAACCUGCUAAGCCAAUUGUCAAAUGGAUGAGAAACUCAGAGCCAAGGAUCGGGAAAAUACCCUUAAAGAACGAGGUGAUGGCUGAGUCUGUCCCAGUGCAAACUUCUGCUCCUGGAGGCUCCCGUUCACUGGACUUUGCAGGAGACACACAGGCUCCCCAAACCCCGCGGUGGCCCCUGAUGACCUUCAGCUGAACCCUGUAAUGCUGCUAAAGUCUGCCCCUCUGGAGAAGUGCUCAGGUAGCAUUGUUCUGCCUCAGGAAGCAUGCCGAUUUUCCUGUGUCAUCCUUGAUGAUCACUGCUACCAGACUUGCCCCCUGCAGGGCACCCCGAUGUGCAAGGAAUUCAACAACCUAGGAGUUGAAAGCAUUGGUCUCCCAAGUUCAGUGUGUUCUUUCCCGUAUCUAUUACCAGCUGAUGAGAAUAAACCUGCAGUCAUGACAGCUAGGUCCUAGUGACAGGUGCAGAAAGCUGCUCUUACAGAAACUCUCCUCCUUAUUAAGAGGCUUUGUCUAUCACUCGGAACUGCUUCUACGCAAGAUUAUCUGUUGAAAGGGAACUGUCCAUACCAGGGCAUUGUUCUGACUUUUCUGGACUUCCUCAACCCAAAAUGCCUUGAAGAAAAAAAAAAAAAAAGACACUGAGUGUUAGGGCAGGGUCUCACUCUGUCUCCAGGCUGGAGUGCAGAGGCACGAUCACAGCUCACCACAACCUCUAACUCCUGGGCUGAAGUGAUCCUCCCACCUCAGUCUCCUAUGUUGCUAGGAUUACAGCGUGAGCCAUUGCCCCAGCUACUCCAACUUAAGAGUUCCCCCAAGGCUGGCUGCCCUUCUCCUCUCCUUCCAUCAUGAAUGACACAUGGGCAUCCCCUUCGGCUAGCAUGGCUGACCUGUGCCUUCCUGGGUGCUCAGCUUGGCACCCAUGUGAGUUUGCAGCCUGAAAUUUUAAAUGGAGGAGUUUCUGUGCUUUUCUGCCCUGGUUCCUCUUACUGACCCUCUAAGUCACCAGCUGUGGUCGUCUCCUCUUUGACCCCUGAUCUCAACCCGGGCUUUGAAAUGUGUUUGUUCACAUAAUUGUCCAUUACCCACCCUUCCUGUCAUUGCAGAAUCUGUUGUCUCAUACUGACAUUUUAAGACUUUUUUUCACUUUCUUCUGUUGAAGAUCACCUACUAAGAAAAAGUACUUCCUCCUUUUCAUUCUUUCGUUAUAAGAAUUAAUUAAAUUUUAAUUGACAAAUAAAAAUUGCAUAUUUAUGGUGUAAGACAUAAUGUUUUGGAAUGUGUAUAGAUUGUGGAAUGGCUAAAUCCAGCUAAUUAACAUAGCAUUACCUCACAUACAGUUUUUUUUGUGGUGUGAACACUGAAAAUCUACCCCCUUAGUGAUUUUGAGUACACAGUACAUUGUUAUUAACUAUAGUCACCGUGUUAUAGAGGACUUAAACUCAUUCCUCCUGCAGAACUGAAAUUUUUUGUCCUUCGACCAACCAGGCUGCCUCUUUUCUAUUUCGCUCUUUAACACAGUCAAUUUUGUGCAGUAACUAAACUGGGAAGUGGGGGAGAUUCUGGGAUCUCCUUUACUGUCCCAUGUAGGGAGCCCUUGGAGGGCCAGGGAUUCCAUAACAAUGACCAAGGUGAAGCCCAAUAUUGCACAGGAGUGUCUGUGUGCAGGGGGUUGGGGGGGCAUUCCUUUUCCUAAGUAAUGCAAUGAGUCUUACAAGAAAUUCCUGCGUGGGACACUUCUCUGCCGCAGAUCACAUCUCCUCAAAUAUCUCUUACUCCGGCCAUUGCCACAGCAACUGGUCUUGCUUCCCGCUGUUAAAUUCAGUUUAGUCUAAAGCUGCCUCCUUACAUAUUUAAGUCUGGCCAACAGGUUUCUUUGUACAUAGUAAACUAUAACCUAACUGGAUGUGUAAAUAGGCUAUAACCUACUCUCAUACCAAUCACUGAGUUUUGGCCAAUCACAGGGGGCCAACUGUUCAAACCGUGUUCAAAUAAGACAACACCAAGCUGUAACCAGUCCAACCCUUUCCGUACCUCACUUCCGUUUUCUGUGUGUCACUUUGCUUUUUCUGUUCAUGAGUCUUCUUUGGCCAUGCGGCAGCACUGGUGACUCUCUGAACCUAUUCUGGUUCAGGGCUGCCCAAUUCACAAAUCAUGCUUUACUCAAUUAAACUCUGUUACAUUUAGUUUGCCUAAGAUUUUUCUUUUAACACUGCCCUGGGGCUUCUCUGACUUUGAGAUGUGGACGCCUUAGCUACCCCUGCCUGGUACUUCCACCUGUGGACCCUGAAGGACUUCCUAGAAGUCCAUAGCACACACAAGGCAGCCCGUGACCAGUCGGGGGAGUUCUUGUGAUAAAUUCUCCUCUUCUGCCUCUGUGAUGGAGACCUCUGAAGUCAUUCUAUGCAGCAACGUGAAGAUCCUGGUGGCACCUAGCCCUGGUUGCCCUUGGCGUGACAGACUGGAGAAGGAACACUUGCUGGGUAUUCUGUCCAUCCCCUCUCCCACUCCUCAGUCCUGCAUCCUCUCCCAAGUCAAGGCACCUACCCACAAGCCCACAAGACUGGGAGCAGGAGCGGGAGAGGAUGCCAGGGACAACAACCCCAGCCAUGACUGAAUGCAUCACAGAAUCUGGAAGAAUUAUUACAACCUAAAAUUCCUCCUGCACACACAAACUGGUUUUACUGAGUUCAGUUUUGUAAACAAAGUUUGCAUCCAGUGAAAUAGCCACUUUCGUGAAUCUAGAUGAAAUACAGUCACUGCUCCAAUCAAAAAAAUGAUUUUGGGAUUUCUUAUACAUGGCCUGAAAAUACUAUGAGGCUCAAUUUUUCAGUUUCCCCUUGUAUUUCCAUCAAUUUUUGCUCAUAUUUUUGGAGUUGUCUGCAAGUUAAGAACUUCUAGAUCUUCCUGGUGAACAUUUAUCAUACAAAGUUUCCCCUU